This is a messenger RNA of Paramecium tetraurelia, 1689 nucleotides long. RefSeq lists its product as uncharacterized. Gene Ontology annotation, biological process: cell adhesion; proteolysis. Gene Ontology annotation, cellular component: membrane; cytoplasm. NCBI's taxonomy places the organism in Eukaryota, Ciliophora, Oligohymenophorea, Peniculida, Parameciidae. The transcript has 3 exons. The record is from RefSeq and is a predicted model, not a curated record. Gene Ontology annotation, molecular function: metalloendopeptidase activity.
AUGAACAAGCCAACGCUUCUUCUGCUACUUUGCUUAUCAUUAACCGCUGCCUUUCCAAAAUCAAGGAGAUUAAACGAACAUGCUAAAAGAAAAUUAGAAGAAUCUACAGUUGAUAUUUCAGGUACUUGGAAGCCCAUAAGAAUUAAAUUUGAAUAUGUAACUGAUGCUGAUCUUCAAACAAAAGAGUUUUUGAAUUAGAUCUUCUCAAUAUGUGGCACCUUUUUGUCAAAACACCUUCUGAUUAGAAGGAGUUCCGAUAAAAUAUAAUUAACUCAAGAUGCCCCAGCCUAAUUCAAGGAAUUCUUUGAGAUGAGUACUGAUAUGUUGUCUGUCUAACACGAUGCCGACUUGGUCUUUUUUGUAAAUACAAUGAACGAUAGUAAUGACAGUACAUUAGCAUUUUGCGCUCCAGUUAUUUUCGACGACAAGACCAAAAGACCAAUCUUUGGUGCUAUCGGAUGGAACAUGGCCUAUAGUCAAGUGAGUACCUUAACAAAUGCUGGAUUUGAAGCUCAAUUAGCCACAGCAGUCCAUGAAAUCAUUCAUGGACUCGGAUUUGUAGAGGAUCUAUUUAACUAAUUUUAUGAUUCAGCUACAGGUGAAGUCUAUCCAGAUGGAGGCAUGAUAGAAGAGGAUGAUGUCGUGAAGAUAAUUACUCCUAGAGUUUUAGCCUUUGCGAGGAAACAUUUCGCAUGUGACGAUAUAUCAGGAGUACCAAUGGAAUAGGAAGGUGGUGAUGGAACAGCUGGAUCUCAUUGGGAAAGAACAUUAUUCUACAAUGAAAUGAUGACAGGAAAUGACAUGGUUAGUGAUUUUGUACUGACAGACUUUACAUUUCAAUUAUUAUAAGAUACAGGGUAUUAUAGAUUAGCUGAUUACAAACCUGAUAUAUUAACAUGGGGAGAAGGAGAAGGAUGCAACUUCUAUGAUUCAAUGUGCGAAUCAGAUUUCUCUGAAUUUUGUAGUGAUGAAGGAAGUGUAGGAUGUGCUAUUACCCAUAAUGGAAUUGGAGUUUGUUCUAGCGAUGAUUUAUCUAACAGUUGUAAGUAUUAUUAGAUCGAUCCUAAUCUCGAUUGUAGAAAUGCUAAUUCAGCUGGAUAUUCUGACAAUGCAGCUACCUUUUAAGAUUUUGGCUAUCAUAGUAUGUGUGUCAUUGGUGGCUUUUCAGCCUCAAGUGGUACUCCUCAAAAGUUCAGUUGCUAUAAAUAUAGUUGUGAUGGCACAUUUACUAUCACAGUCAACGGUAAAUCUAUAGAUUGCUCUAAUGGAGGAGAGAAAACUCUUGAGGGUUUGAGUGGUAGCAUCACUUGCCCAGAGAAUUACAAAUAGUUUUGUGAAAAUGCAGAUGAAUGCCCAAAUUAGUGCAACAAAAGAGGUUUUUGUAUGAAAGGUCAAUGCACUUGUUAUGGAAACUAUUAUGGAUCAGGUUGUGAAUAAGAAAACUGCACAAAAGUCAGAAAAGGAACUGAAUGUGUUGACUCUUGUCCUACUGGGUAUUAUUUGAAUGAGGUUGUCAAUUAUUGUAUUGGAUGUCCAGGAUAUUGCGCAUCUUGUUCAUCAUACAAUGCUUGUACACAAUGUUAAGAUGGAUAUGAGUUAAGAGAAGGGUUCUGUGAUUUAUUAUCCAGCAGCAGUUAUUCAAGCCAUCUAGAAAUUCUGAUCCUUCUAUCAAUAGUACUAUUCUCUUGA